Molecule: messenger RNA, 1401 nt
Organism: Serendipita indica DSM 11827
Lineage: Eukaryota; Fungi; Basidiomycota; Agaricomycetes; Sebacinales; Serendipitaceae
Source: the annotation of a GenBank genome assembly
AUGCUAAGAAAGAUGGAAAAGGACAGUAUGCAACCAUCUGGAUCAACUAAGGACUCUCAACAACCCCUCUACGUCGUUCAUCUCGUCAAGCCCCGGGACCCCAGUGAACGUCGCCAAUUAUCCAACGAGAAUUUGGCUUGUCUCCUUUCCUCCCAUCGCCUUACACGGGAGCUACAACAGGAGGGGGUGCCCAUGAAGAACAUCCUUGAUGUCCAUCGAAAGUCUGGUCUCAAGCCGUUCGUGAUUAGGGAUAUCCUUCGCAGAUGGCGCACCUAUGCCAAUAGAGAGGGCUACAAAAUCAUGUUAGGAGCCCUAGCACGUAGCGGUUAUGACAUAGUCUGCGUUGACAUGCACCUUGGUCAGCUAUAUGAACUGAAUCGGGCAAUAUUCUCCAAUAUAUUGACUAUCGUUGGUUCCAGUAACUACGAUUUAGUCGGAAUGUGCAUCAGUUUUACGAAGCUACGGGCCAUCCUUUGCACCGAGCCAGGGUGGGCACAGCAAUAUGCAGUGGUUUCCCGCCCACCAGAGCUUUACCCCGUUUCAAUUGGUAACUUAGACUUCCUCGGAGAGGCUGUCAAGGCUAUUGGAUUCAAGACUUACCAAGAAUUCGUCCGGCUUCUCACGAAUGCUGGCCUCACCAGGUCCUCGAUUAAAAAGCAGAAACUCAGGCCUCUUCCAUCCCCCGUAGAUUCUCUAGCUUAUACAUCAUCGAAAGACAUUCUACACGCCGCUAAUAUGGUAAUGGAGCUUUGGCGGGCCAACGGCUUCGAUACAAGCAAAUCGUCAGUAGUCUUGAAAACCUGGCAGGGUAUUAACAAAGAAUUUGUCAAAAAAAUGCCACUGGGUUUCCCAACUAUAGGUGUUCAUGUCUAUCUACGUGUCCUUCGGCGUUACUCUUAUACUCCAACCGCAGAGGCCAUAACUUGGUUGAGCUCUCCUCACGCAUACGAGGGAUGGGUAGUGAGAUGUGAUGCAUUUCUCAUUGCCGCUUACAAUAACGAACCGAUAUCGCGGCCUAGCCCGCUCGUGGAGGCCCUUAUGUGGAUACGAUACUUUGCUACGUGGUUCAACCAAAAAGAACUACUGGGAUACUCCAAGCUUCUCAACACCAUAGAAGUGCCUUUGCAACCACAUUUCGCAUUGAUGGAGCGAUGUGACUAUAGCUUCGUUCGAGUUCAAGCCGUCCGCGCCAGGCUCCGCGAAAGCUUUUCGCAUGACCUUGUGGCCGAAGGAUAUGAUUGGGUAUGGCUCAUGCUCAACGAUUUCGACAUCAAGGUCACAUUGAUGGAUGCCGCUGUCGUUCCAGAACAGUUCUCGGAGUUGACGCCGAAGGAGAGGGUUAAUGAGAUCCAAAAAAUGCAUAAGAAACGCGGCGUGAUGAAUAUGAAAUACACGUGGUAA